This is a messenger RNA of Ipomoea nil (Japanese morning glory), 429 nucleotides long. RefSeq names its product auxin-responsive protein SAUR50-like. The transcript has a single exon. The record is from RefSeq and is a predicted model, not a curated record. The coding region runs from base 1 to 429 and encodes 142 amino acids. Lineage: Eukaryota; Viridiplantae; Streptophyta; Magnoliopsida; Solanales; Convolvulaceae. Gene Ontology annotation, biological process: response to auxin.
AUGAUGAAGCAGCAAAAUUUUUUCAAGGCAUGCUUAAACAGAUUGCACAAGAUUGAUAGCAGCAGGGUCGUCAAACCUCUUGCAGGCCAAGGCCGCAGUAGUGAUGAUGAAUGCUGCAAAUCAUGUGGUGGUUGUUGGAAUUGGGCAUCACUAUCAGUGAAGCAUGAAAAACAAAGAAUCCCCAAGGAUGUUCCCAAGGGCCAUUUUGUAGUGUAUGUUGGGGAAUACCAGAAAAGGUUUGUAAUCAAAAUUGGGUUGCUCAACCACCCACUGUUCAAGGCAUUGCUUGAUCGAACUCAGGAAGAACAACUAGUAUAUCAUCACUCCAAAUUCUGGAUACCUUGUGAGGAGGAACUCUUCAUCAGUAUUGUUAGAUGUGCUUCCCCUUCUACUUCUAGGGAUCCAUACAUCUCAAUCUGCAUCUGCUGA